CCCAAUAUAUUAGAACUAAGAGGCAUUGUUGUAGAUGUAAUAAAUAAAAAAUAAAUAAAAAGUUGUAAAUUAUUUCUGGAUUCAAAAUGUAUUAUUUUUAAUAUAGCCCAUUAUACGCCCAUGUAAGGGUUAAUUACUUACACAUAUUCCCCAAGAUUAUUAAGAGGUCAAAGAAAUUAUUUAUUUAUAUAUAUUAAAAUUAUAUUUAGUUGUAAUAUUAGCAUAAAUGUAUUUUUUACGUAACGUGAUGUAGGAGUUUAUGGCGGGAAACGAAUGCAGUUGAACGCUGGAUGGCGUACAAGAGUGGCAGUUAGGCAGUCGGUUGCAAUGAGGUCUUCAGAUUUGUUUUAAAUCACCUUAAAGCUUAUGUUUGUCUCUCUGUUACAUUUAAACUCUCAGUCAAAUUCAUUGAUAAUCGUUAUUGUCAAUUUUAUCAGGUAAGAGAUUCCGUGUGUUAGGCUUAUGUCAGUUACUAUUUAAUGACUUAACAAAUCUGCCUCAUUUAAGUUAUUCAAAUUCCAAAACCAUUAACGUUAACAGAGAUCUUAACGUUACAUUAUAUUUACAGCUCAUCAUUUUUGGAUUUUGACUGAUCAUCUGUCUCAAUCAUUAUGACUUGUGAACAGAAAUCGCGUCCUGUGCAGGUAACGUCAACGUUAAAUAUUAGUUUUCUUCUCAAUCAGCUCAUCGCUAAGUUGGUCGUAAGUUAACGUAGUUGUGUUUAACGUAGCGUGUCCAGACUUUAGCUAGCUUGUCCUUACGUUUAAAUUCAACAAGAUCUUACAAAAUGAAUAUGUUUUUGUGUGCUUUAAGAGCUGUCAGAUGCUACCAGACGUGGUGUCCAAUGAACAGCAAUCUCUGGUACUUGUGAAGAAACUUCUAGCCAUUGCCAUCUCCAGCAUCACUUACCUCAGGGGUCUUUUCUCAGAAAAGGCCUAUGGACGCAAAUACGUUGGAGAACUGAAAGUCUAUAUUCUGCGAGAAGAUAGCUGUCCUGGUGCUCAGCAGAUUGUCCACUGGUUGCAGGGAUGUUUUGAUGCACUUCAAAGAAGAUAUCUGCGCAUGGUUCUUCUGUCAAUUUACUGUGAUCCAGACAAUCCACAGAAAGUGACUGAAUGUUACCAGUUUAAAAUCAAGUACACAGAGAAAGGACCUCAGAUGGACUUUGAGAGCAAAAAUGGACAGAGCCUGACUAAAAUGGCCUGCGACAACACCCAGAAAUCCAGUAUGCUGCUUGUGCGCAAACUAUACAUGCUGAUGCAAAAUCUCGGCCCCCUGCCUGACGACGUCUGCCUUAACAUGAAACUCUUGUACUAUGAUGAGGUGACCCCUCAGGAGUAUCAGCCACCUGGCUUUAAGGAGGAUGACAACGGGACGCUGAUGUUUGAGAGAGAACCAGUAAACCUGACCAUGGGAGAGGUGGUGACACCUUUUCACAGCAUCAAAAUGAACGUCACCACUGAGAAAAAGAGAAUUGAACCUUUUGAAGAUGAUGUGGAAGUAUGUGUGAGUACAAAAUGGUCUUUGAAAAUAUCAGAGGAUGGGAUGAUGUCUGAGACUUCAGUUCAGCAGGAGUGUAUGACAAAGGAGAAUGUCAUCACUGAUGCUGGUAUUGAAUACUCAGAAACUCAGGAAACUCAGGAGCAGCCUCACAGACACACCAAGGAGGAUUUUUCAACAAAUCCAAAGAUGGACAAUCUGGUAAAGAAAACUGCUGAUCUGAAGGUGGAUGCCAGAAAGACCAGGAGUGGACGGAUCUUUGAGCCUCAGAUCUCUCAGCUAGAGUUCCCACUAAGCCAAGAUCCCCAACCAUCUGUCCCAAAGAGGCGCAAAGUCAGUGUACCCAAGUAACAUUGUUAACAUUGUGACUAGUGCACAAAAAAUUCUUCUAGCACACUUACACUGCAACUUAGUAGCAUGUGCCAUUUGAUAUGUUUUGACUCGAUUCGGUUGCAAAAAUGCAUUGUUAUACAGGGUUUAUGUUUUAAAUGCAUACAAUAACAUUAACAAUAACAAGUAUUUACUGUCUUUUUUGCAGUUAGGUAUUUAUUUUAGAGUUUUAUCAGAUAAGUUUGAAUUGUCAUAUAUUAAUAAAUGUUUGUAGCACUGCCAAAUGUUAGUCUCUGCAUUUACCAUGUAGAGAUUUAAUACGUCCACUAGAUGGCAGCAUGCACAUUGCCUUGGUUGAUAUUUAAACUGUUUAUUCCAAUAAAACAAUACAAUGUUUUCAGUAGA
Molecule: messenger RNA, 2235 nt
Organism: Danio rerio (zebrafish)
Lineage: Eukaryota; Metazoa; Chordata; Actinopteri; Cypriniformes; Danionidae
Source: RefSeq, a predicted model, not a curated record